AUGCGAAGGAAAUAUGAAAAAAUCGCCCAUAAGGAUAUGGGUUCGUUACGGGAUGGAAGAUCCUUCGCAGAAGUCAUAGUUGGGUAUGAUGGUCGACCUAUCCCUCCUCCUCCCCCGAAGUUAGUCAAAAAACCUAUCAUCCUUGAGGACGGCUCGUUCUGGGCAGAGUGGAUUCGCAUCCCGCCUACCUUAAUCGGAGUUACUCACAGUUUUGAGCAUCUAAUAAACUUGCCAUUGGAGAUAAGGUUGGGGCGGUCUUCUGCUUAUGGAACGAAAUACCUGGGUGGACUUGAGAUUGGGAUUCGUUUCAGGAACGAUCACGAUGUCAAGGAAGUCCUUACGAAUGAAAAAUACUGGGGAAAAUGGUUCUGUGAAUUAAAACCGGGGAACUCCUACGUUGAUUCGCCUGAAAGAUUUGCAUGGCUGAAGAUUGUUAGUCUUCCUUUACACAUGUGGAGUGAAGGAAAGUUUGCUUGUAUUGUAGGGACGAGAAAGACGAAAAUCAACGAAGAAGUGGUGGUGGAUUCAAAUAAGAAGAUUCUAAGGGUGGGAAUUGUAGAAGUUGAUUUUGUCUGGUCUCCUUUUCCAUCUGGGCCUGGAAUAAAUGAUGAAUGUGAUGGUAAAAUUGGAACUCCGGACAUGGUGAACUCAAAUGGGAUGGCCGAUCUGGACUCAGGGGAAGAUGAGGACGGAAUUUCGGAAACUGUUGUUUCACCUGCAUGUGACCCCACUGAUCGAGGAUUAUCUAGUGAAGAAUUGGAAGAAGGUGAAUUCCGAUAUGAUUGUAAUAUCAAGGAUGGAAAGGAGGCUACCCGGAAAGGAUGGCAGUAG
Molecule: messenger RNA, 831 nt
Organism: Lactuca virosa
Lineage: Eukaryota; Viridiplantae; Streptophyta; Magnoliopsida; Asterales; Asteraceae
Source: the annotation of a GenBank genome assembly